Messenger RNA from Osmerus eperlanus (European smelt), 1363 nucleotides. It is a transcript of the gene dnal1, whose product is annotated as dynein, axonemal, light chain 1. The coding region runs from base 96 to 674 and encodes 192 amino acids. Gene Ontology annotation, molecular function: dynein heavy chain binding; alpha-tubulin binding. The record is from RefSeq and is a predicted model, not a curated record. Gene Ontology annotation, biological process: outer dynein arm assembly. The transcript is spliced from 8 exons. Lineage: Eukaryota; Metazoa; Chordata; Actinopteri; Osmeriformes; Osmeridae. Gene Ontology annotation, cellular component: cytoplasm.
UGUAAUUGUAGGCUAACAAAAUCAGUUCAGUAACCAGCUCUGCCAUUGCGCAACCGUCAAACCCUGGUGCCAUAGCAACUACACAGGAAAACAAAAUGGCAAAAGCAACAACGAUAAAAGAAGCGCUUGUCAAAUGGGAGGAGAAAGCGGAGGAGAAGGUUGGAGAGGCCAAAGCGGUGAAGCUGUAUGGUCAGAUUCCUCCAAUAGAAAAGAUGGAUGCCUCUCUCUCCACUCUCAUCAACUGCGAGAGGCUGUCUCUGUCCACAAAUUGCAUUGAGAAAAUUGCCAAUUUAAACGGUCUAAAAAACCUGCGAAUAUUGUCCUUGGGACGAAACAACAUUAAGAAUCUGAAUGGAUUGGAAUCAGUGGGGGAUACCCUAGAGGAAUUGUGGAUCUCUUACAACCUGAUAGAGAAGCUUAAGGGAAUUCAUGUUAUGAAGAAGCUCAGAGUCCUCUACAUGUCCAACAACCUGGUCAAGGAGUGGGCGGAAUUUGUGAAGCUGGCUGACCUGCCCUCCCUGGCAGAUCUGGUGUUUGUGGGCAACCCUUUAGAGGAGAAACACACAGCAGAAGGCAACUGGACAGAGGAGGCCACUAAGAGGCUGUCCAAGCUGAAGAAACUAGACGGCAACCCGGUGAUCAAGCACGGCGGUGAUGAAGGCGAUGAAAACUAACACGACCUGCUUCACUUUAACCUUUUGCAGACAAAUGUUUUUUAUAUUGAAAAUAUAGUUCAAAUGUUUUAUCAUUAUUUUUUACACCAGGAUAUUUUGAUUCAAACCACCAGGGUCUUAUACUGUGCAUGUUGAGGCAAGCACAGAUAUGCCAUUCUUAGUCCACAAAGCACAUUCCAGAUACUCAUACUACAUCCAGCAGUUCAGUUAAAUUAGUGUGAGGAAAACAGUAAGUAAUUCAAACAAAGAUGCUGUCAGGUAGAUAAACAAUAUUGCCCACAAAUUUACAUGACACACUGUUGCACAAUGAGCCUGCUCCCACACAGAGGUACUAAGUGUCAAAGGUACAGCUGUAGGUUUUUCUUGAUUGAAGGGUUGUGACUGUUGAUGAAAGCACAUUUCCUAUUGUAGCAUGAUUUCUUUACUGUGUCCCUGAGCUCCUAGCAUGCACUCUUGAAGUGGUCUUACAAGAGGCAGGAGAUUAUUUCUUUAUACAACUUGUUUAUACAAGAGGUUUUCUCUAUACAAAUUAACACUCAAAAUCGAAUGUCAACAUUUUGUCUCCAUUCGUUUUGAGUGUAUUGUGAAGGCAUAUUGUAUUUAAAUUAUUCCUUGGCAUGUUUGUAUAUAAGAAACGGAGAUGUUUAUAAUUUUCAAAUGUUCACAUUUAUUAAAAUAUGUUGCACUAA